AUGUCGAUGUCCAGGAAACGUACUCCUCAGGACUUCCUGUUUAAGGAACAGUUGGGCCAUGGCUCUUAUUCAACAGUGUACAAGGCAGUGGACCGGUCCACUGGCCAGGUGUUCGCUAUCAAGGUGUGCUCGAAAAAACACAUCAUCAGCGAAAAGAAGGUGAAAUAUGUGACGAUUGAGAAGAAUACAAUGAAUCUUUUAGCGAACGGGAAUCAUCCGGGGAUCAUCAAACUCUACUACACAUUCCAUGAUCCGGAAAACUUGUAUUUCGUGUUGGAUCUAGCGCCCGGGGGAGAGCUUUUGCAGCUCUUGCAGACGCAGGGACGGUUCAGCGAGGCGUGGUCUCGACAUUUCAUGUGUCAGCUGGUGGAUUCGCUCGAGUACAUUCACAGUUGCAAAGUCGUGCAUCGGGAUUUGAAACCGGAAAACUUGUUGUUGAGCAGCGAGGGACGGCUAAUGAUCACUGAUUUCGGGGUUGCGUCGAACCUGGACUCGUCGAACGAUAAUCUGUCGUCGAGCUCGUCGUUUGUGGGGACCGCAGAGUAUGUUUCGCCGGAGCUUUUGUUGCAGAACAAGUCCAAUUAUUGCUCAGAUGUGUGGGCCCUCGGGUGCAUGCUGUACCAGUUUUCGCAGGGCACGCCGCCAUUCAAGGGUGAGAACGAGCUAGCAACGUUCGAGAAGAUCGUCAACCUGGACUACCGCUGGAUCUGCUCGGUAUCUCCGCUUGUGAUGGACUUGGUCUCGAACAUUCUCGUGAUAGAUCCCGCAGUCCGAUACACUAUACCGCAGAUCAAGAAGCACGCCUGGUUCAACGAAGUAGACUGGAACAAUAAGGAAGCAAUAUGGAAGGGCAUAUGGCAGGUGUACAGGAAGUCUGACCGUGUACCAGCUAAUGCCGCUCCAUUACCGGCAUCAUCGCCAUCAUCGCUGAUCGCCAAUAAACAGCUGCAUGUUAUUGAUACUCCAAUAAAAAACAUACCGAUCCAACCAAGGAAAAGGAAACCAAUGAAAGUAACACAAACAACAUCUAGCAUCGUGGAAUGGAGGAAAACCCUCGGGAUCGCCCCAGUGGCAGGCUCGAUAGGAUCGAACGGAUUACCUAAAAGACCGAAAACACCAGUAUCCCACCAGCAACCUCGUCCUCCACAUUCCAACCCCCAGUUUCACGUCGCGCGUCCACCAUCACAAGAAAAACUUACUAGUGCGAGAAAUACGGUCGGAGCCAACUUGCACUUAGUUUCCCCCAAAGCACCACCUAUUACCCCUGUAUCGCCGUCCCGCAAUUCAUCAAAUACUUUACCAUCCCCGGUAAAAUACUCAAACUCUAAAAGACCUUUGACUCCUCCAACCUCACCCACACCGCUAAAACAAGGCUGGGUUAAGAUCUUGGAGAUUCCAUAUAUUGCAUCCCCUCAAAAAAUAUUCUCUCAUAAGGAGUACUCAUUCAUCGAUGACAAGCUAAUUACAAAGUUUAUCGCAGAGGAAAAAUCGCAUAUCGUUAAAGAGUCAAUGUUGUGCCUACUAACGCUGGAACCCAGCGGUCAAUUCUCAUACACCCCAAAGGGAGGAGCUACAAAACAAAUGAUAUCUAUUAUUGACGAGGAGCUAUCAAUUUACGACUUAGAAUUUAACGAAGCCAAAAAUUCCGGAUACUUAAUAUUUGAAAAGUUCAAAUCCAUAUUGUGGCUCAUUGCAUUACCCAAAAGCGCACCAAAUGACUUUACUGUAAACUCAGGCAAAACCUGGAUUAGUAGCUUGUUUAAGAUCAAGGCAAUGCUUGAAUCAGAAAAGCUAAGCAAAAAAGUGGAUAACCUAUCUUUAAAAUCGGAUUCUACCCCAUCAUCUGCUAGCUCUCCUUCGCCCCCACAGUCACAACCACCGCCGCCACCAACACCCACAUCAUCAUCAUCAUCGUCAUCUCGCCAUCCAAAGGCCUCGAAUAAUCGCAUGUUUGUGUCUAGUAGCAGAGCAGAGGUGUUGUACACUUUGAACAGGGGUAGGAAUGGUAGCACGGAUGCGGCCAAUGGAGCAAGCGCUGCAUUCAAAAACAUGCAUAGUGAAAGAGCAUAA
Molecule: messenger RNA, 2070 nt
Organism: Kluyveromyces marxianus DMKU3-1042
Lineage: Eukaryota; Fungi; Ascomycota; Saccharomycetes; Saccharomycetales; Saccharomycetaceae
Gene: PKH3
Product: protein kinase PKH3
Exons: 1
Coding region: 1-2070 (689 amino acids)
Biological process (GO): peptidyl-serine phosphorylation; intracellular signal transduction
Molecular function (GO): ATP binding; protein serine/threonine kinase activity
Source: RefSeq, a predicted model, not a curated record